UCCCAAACUUCAGCAGAUAUUGAUGACCACACGCUUGAUUGUGAAAAGUCUGCCGGCGAACUGCACUGAAGCGAGUUUGAGAUCCUUUUUCAAGAAGUACGGGACACUUAGUGACUGCACACUGAAGUAUACUAAAGAGGGAAAGUUUCGCAAAUUUGCGUUCGUCGGCUUUGAUAGCGAAGAGAAUGCCAAGAAAGCUCUCAAGGAAACAGAUCUUUCCUUUAUGGGAUCGUCUCGUUUGCAUGUAGAAGAGUGCAAACCAUUUGGCGAUGCAAAUAAACCUCGUGCGUGGAGCCAGUACUCAAAAGACAGCAGUGCGUAUAAAAGAAAACACGAAGGGGAUUCACAUAAUGCAAGAGAAAAUGAAGACGGCAUGAAGCCGUUCGAGCCUUCAAAGAAGAAGAAAAUUGAUCCAGAGUAUCGAGAAUUCUUGGAAGCUCAGGGCGUGAAGGAAGUUGAGCAAUCAAAAUUAGCAGCCCAAGUACCUGCGGUUGAAAGUGAUGAACUUGUCAAACUCUUGCUGGAAGGCAUUACUGGCGACACUAAAUUAUCGCUGUUAUUCACCGGGUUACCGUCCUCAAUCAAGCAGAAAAAUCUGAAGGAGUGGCUAAGUCCUGUUCGAAUCAAAGCUAUGAAGAUUGUCACCAAUGACACUUCUGGUGCUGCUUUUGUAACAUUCAAUCGCCCUCCUGAUGUACGACGUGUUCUCCAAAGGAACCAAGAGUAUAUUGGAGGUUACAGACUUACUAUCACGAAAGUCAAAGCAGAAGAAGAGGCUACAGAAGAAGCCGAGCAAGAAGAGCAGCCUGAAGUCAGCAGGGAAACAGAGGAGGCUAGAAUACGUGAGGAGAUUUUGGAAACAGGAAGAUUGUUCGUGCGAAAUCUGCCUUUCACUACAAAGGAGUUUUUCUUUUUCAAAAAAUAUGGAGAAAUUGCUGAAGUGCAGGUCAUCGUUGACAAAAAGACUGGCAAAUGCAAGGGGUUUGCUAUUGUAGACUUUGUUUUCCCUGAAUCCGCUGUGGCUGCUUAUGCUGCAAGCGAUGGAAAGAUUUUCAAGGGUAGGAUGCUUCACAUUCUUCCUGGCUCAGAAAAGCGCGAAAACAACGACGCGGAUAAAACUGCAGCAAGCGAGAAGACCUCCUACAGAAAGGAGAAGAUGGCAAAGCUCAAAGCUGCUGCUACGAAGUCUCAUUCAUGGAAUGCCCUCUUUCUUGGUCCGAACGCUAUAGCCGACACUCUUGCUGAGAAGCUUGGUGUUGAAAAAGGUGACCUGCUGAACUCUGAGGGUGGAGAAAGCGCAGGUGUCCGUUUAGCACUAGCCGAGACCAGGCUUGUGCGUGAAACGCGUGAAUUUUUCCUUAAAAACGGCGUCUGCCUUGAUGCAUUCUCGAGACCGGCUGCCAAAAGAAGUGACACCGUGAUAAUCACCAAGAAUUUACCCGCUGGUGUAGAGGUAGAGGAAUUGGAGCGCAUGUUUGCAAAAUUCGGAGAGGUGGAGAAGGUCCUAAUGCCACCAGAGGGUGGCAUCAGUGCAAUCGUUGUGAUGAGCAAUGCUGUAGAUGCCAAGAAAGCGUUCCAAGCAUUGGCUUACUCACGUUUUCGUACCCAGCCUUUAUACCUCGAAUGGGCGCCUGGCGAUGUCUUCGGGGAGGAGGUGAAGGAGAAGGAGGUUGUCGAGCAUAUUGAAAGUGAAACCAAAGAGGAGGCGCAGGAGGAGAAGCCGGCGAAGAAGAAGAAGAAAAAGACUUAUGAAGAGAAGAAGGCUGAAAAGAGGAAACUAAAAGAACAACAGUCAGAUGUUAAGAAGGAAGAAGAAGUGGAUGUGGCAGAAGAGCAAAGUGCAGAGGAUCAUCCGACAGAUACAAAGGACUUUGAUAAAAUGGAUGGUGUUGAAGAUGAUGAAGUAUUGGAGCCUAAUGCUACAGUUUUUGUCAAGAAUCUCUCGUUUGCUACAACAGACGAAAAUCUGUCUAAAUUUUUUGGCAAGAAGUACCGUAUAAAAUCGGCGCAAGUGUCGAAGAAAUUAAAUCCUGCAGAUCCAAGCAAAAGCCUCUCAAUGGGCUUUGGUUUUGUACAAUUCUAUACGCAAGAAGAGGCUAAGCAGGCAAUUAAGGAGAUGCAGGGUGAACUUUUAAAUGGCCACUCCUUAGAGCUGAAACUGUCACAACGUGAGCUUGUUGAUAAGGAAGCCUUGAAACGCAAAGGCGUGAGCGCUACCGGACAAGGCACAUGUACGAAGUUGCUUGUACGAAACAUUCCAUUCCAAGCUAGCAUCAAAGAAAUUGAGAGCUUAUUUUCGUCAUUUGGUGAAGUGAAGAGCAUCCGAAUACCGAAAAAGGUCGGGGCUCGAGAUCAACAUCGUGGAUUUGGUUUCGUCGAUUUCAUAUCGAUCCCAGAGGCUAAACGAGCUUUUGAAGCGCUGGUUCAUUCCACUCAUCUUUAUGGGAGGCGAUUAGUCCUAGAGUGGGCGAAGACCGAUGACUCCGUUCAAGAGAUGAGAGAGAAAACCGCGGAGAAGUUCAGUGGUGGACGCGUCGCCAACCGUAAACAGAAGAAACGUAUGGAGGCAAUUGAGAAAGACUUGGCAGUGAUUGAUGAUGAUUAAGGAAGGUGUGGUUCUCAGCUAGUUCUGUACUACUUAUUGUGCCAAAUGUAUUUUUUUCUUUCUUAUCGAGUCAGUUUGACUGUGACUAGGACACUUUUCCGCACCAUCCAACUUACCAUGCACUUUUGAGGCGUCUUAGUUUUUGAUGUCACUCUUUCAUACUUGUCGUAUCUUUUUUCUUAAUGACAUUACAGCCUUGAAUAGCGCGCAAGUUGGUGCGAGUAUCAGGCGUUAUUGAUGACCCUUACGCUUGAUAAUGAGACCGCGUGGUAGUGUUAUUGUGAGUGUAAUAGCCCAUUUUUUUACGUUUCAGCCUUUGACUUAUCAGAAGCUGUUUUUAUUAUUUUUGUACAAAUUUAUGCAAAUGGACUUUUUUUCAUUUUUCCUACUUUGUUCCAGUUGUUCUCGUUAUCUGUUUUGUUGUUACAUUUGUUAUCAUCUUGAAUGGUAAUAAAUAUUGCCAAUAAGCUGACA
This is a messenger RNA of Cylicocyclus nassatus, 3079 nucleotides long. NCBI's taxonomy places the organism in Eukaryota, Metazoa, Nematoda, Chromadorea, Rhabditida, Strongylidae. The record is from the annotation of a GenBank genome assembly.